This is a messenger RNA of Hypanus sabinus (Atlantic stingray), 1708 nucleotides long. RefSeq lists its product as uncharacterized. Gene Ontology annotation, biological process: DNA integration. The record is from RefSeq and is a predicted model, not a curated record. Lineage: Eukaryota; Metazoa; Chordata; Chondrichthyes; Myliobatiformes; Dasyatidae. Gene Ontology annotation, molecular function: nucleic acid binding. The transcript has 2 exons. The coding region runs from base 303 to 1556 and encodes 417 amino acids.
CCUUACUUAUAACAGGGACAAGUGUGUUUUUGGUACCACCCGCCUUGCUAUACUUGGGUAUGUCGUGGAAAACGGGGUUAUUGGGCCUGAUCCCGAACGUAUGCGCCCCCUGUUAGAGCUCCCUCUUCCCACCACUCUCAAGGCCCUCAGACGGUGCCUGGGGUUUUUUUUCCUAUUACGCCCAAUGGGUCCCCCAUUACGCAGACAAGGCUCGCCCCCUGGUCAAGUCUACCUCGUUUCCCCUCUCUGCUGAGGCCUGCGCGGCCUUCAACUGCAUUAAAGCGGACAUUGCCAAAGCUACGAUGCAUGCAGUGGACAAGACCGCUCCCUUCCAAGUGGAGUGUGAUGCCUCCGAUUUCGCUCUGGCUGCUACCCUUAAUCAGGAAGGCAGACCAGUAGCAUUCUUUUCUCGCACCCUCCAAGGCUCUGAAAUUCGGCACUCCGCGGUGGAGAAAGAAGCCCAGGCCAUAGUGGAGGCUGUUAGGCACUGGAGGCACUAUCUUGCUGGCAAAAGAUUCACUGUGCUGACCGACCAGCGCUCGGUUGCGUUCCUGUUCAGCAACCAACAGCGGGGCAAGAUCAAAAAUGAUAAGAUUUUGCGUGUUGACUUUAAGGGCCCCCUUCCCUCCACUGACCGCAAUGUCUAUUUUCUCAGUGUUAUUGACGAGUUCUCACGGUUCCCCUUUGCCAUCCCCUGCCCCGACACCACUGCCACGUCCGUCAUAAAAGCCCUGCGCCAGCUCUUCACUCUGUUCGGGUAUCCCUGCUAUAUCCACAGUGAUAGAGGGUCCUCCUUUAUGAGUGAGGAGCUGCGCCAGUACUUGCUAGCUAGGGGCAUUGCUACCAGUCGGACCACGAGUUAUAAUCCCCGGGGUAAUGGCCAGGUAGAGCGGGAGAAUGCCACAGUGUGGAAGGCCACACUUUUAGCCCUUAAGUCCAAAGGGUUGCCGGUCUCUCGAUGGCAGGAGGUCCUCCCUGAGGCACUGCACUCUAUCCGCUCUCUGUUAUGUACGUCCACCAAUGCCACCCCUCACGAACGCCUAUUCUCUUUUCCCAGGAAGUCUGUCACUGGGACCACCCUACCAGUUUGGCUGACGUCCCCGGGGCCAGUGCUGCUCUGGAAACAUGUGAGGAGCAAUAAAUACUCCCCGCUGGUGGAGAGGGUUCACCUUCUCCAUGCGAACCCCCAGUAUGCUUACGUGGUCUUACCUGAUGGGCGGGAGGACACGGUCUCCAUCCACGACCUGGCACCCGCAGGUGCAGCAGACCACUACCCUGAAGGCUCUCCGGUAACUGUGAACCCUGCACCAGAGGUGACACCGUACUCACCAGGCCCUACACAGACUCCUCACGACACUUGUAUACCGGGCGUUUCGUACGCAUUUAUACCAGGCGCCUCGCACAUGCAUGAGGGAUCACCGGCGCCUAGUGGGCAAGAACACGCGCAACCCCCGUCCCCUGUGCAAUCGCCAAUGUUGCCGGCACCUAUGCGGUCACAGCCGGUGCUACGUAGAUCGCAGCGACAGAUUCGACCGCCUGAUCGGCUUGACUUGUAAGAACCUUCGCUACAUGAGGACUUUUUCAAACGAAGGGGGGGUGAAUGUGGUGAACUAUGUGCCUGUCGGGACACACCCCUGCUGACUGCUCCUGUGGCUCCUCCCACAGGCCCCUGUAUAAAGGAGACCUGCGGCCUGAAGAUCGGCCUCAG